AGAGCGGAGGUUUGUAAACCGAGGCCAGAGUGUCCCCGUUGGCCGGCGCACUUUUUUUCUUGUCCCGGUGCGCUCAGGCCCUCCUGGUGCCUGAGAGGAAACAGUGGAGGCAGCGGGGCUGGUCGCCCGGGGCGUCGGCGAUUAUAUUGCGGCCGAGCCCAGGCGCGCCGAGAAAGGCCGGGAGGGCGGCGGCGCACGGGGGCUGGGCUAGGCCCCGCGACCCGCGAGGGAGGCGGCGCGAGGCCGAGGCGGCGGGCGCAGGAGCCGGGCAUGAGCGUCCAGUAGCUGAGCGCCCGCGGCUGCCCGGCCUCAGAAGCGACGCGGGCGCGCGGGCGGCAGCACCGAAGUAGCCCGGCGGCCCAGGCGGCCAGAGCAGCCGCCCCAGAGGCCCCCGCGGCAGUGCGGCCGAGCAGAGGCGCCGUUCCCUGCCUGCUUAGCACCGCCAGGGCCGCCGCCGCCCCAAUGAGUUCGUACUUCGUGAACCCGCUGUACUCCAAGUACAAGGCGGCGGCGGCGGCGGCGGGCGAGGCCAUCAAUCCCACUUACUACGACUGUCACUUCGCGCCCGAGGUCGGCGGCCGUCACGCCGCUGCCGCAGCAGCCCUGCAGCUCUAUGGCAACAGCGCCGCCGGCUUCCCGCACGCGCACCCGCAGGCGCACGCGCACCCGCACCCGCACCCGUCCCCGCCGCCCUCCGGACCGGGGUGCGGCGGUGGGGGCGGCCCGGGCCAGGACUACUUCCAUCCCGGCGGGGGCAGCCCGGCCGCUGCCUACAAGGCCGCCCCCCCUCCUCCUCCGCAUCCUCUGCCUCCGCCGCCGCCUCCCCCCUGCGGCGGGAUUGCUUGUCACGGGGAGCCCGCGAAGUUUUACGGAUACGAUAACUUACAGAGACAGCCGAUUUUUACGACCCAGCAAGAGGCCGAGCUGGUACAAUAUCCUGACUGUAAAUCGUCCAGUGGUAAUAUUGGCGAGGACCCAGACCACUUAAAUCAGAGUUCGUCUCCUUCUCAAAUGUUUCCCUGGAUGAGACCACAAGCUCCUGGUAGACGAAGAGGAAGACAAACCUACAGUCGCUUCCAAACUCUAGAGUUGGAAAAGGAAUUUCUUUUUAACCCCUAUCUGACCAGGAAAAGAAGAAUCGAGGUUUCCCACGCCCUAGCCCUCACGGAGAGACAGGUAAAAAUCUGGUUCCAGAACAGGAGAAUGAAAUGGAAAAAGGAAAACAACAAGGAUAAAUUUCCCGUUUCCCGGCAGGAGGUGAAGGACAGGGAAACCAAAAAGGAAGCCCAAGAGCUGGAGGAAGACAUAGCUGAAGGCCCGACAAAUUAACUUCUACCUUUAAAAUUUUACCACAGACUAUUAAAACUAAUGAUAACCAUAUGCUGUGGACACCACCUGUUUUCUUUGUUGAAAAAGACUUUACCUGUGUUUCAAGCUACCUUCAUAUCAUUGCUCUUGAGGUUUCUGCGCUUUGAGAGGGAUUUGGGUGUUUUAAAAAGUUUCUGGUAUCACAUAGAAGCAGUCCUUGAGCUGCCCUAUGGAAGGGUAAUUUGAUACUGACCUUGUAGCUAUAUUUUUAUAAUGGUUUUUAAUGUCUGAGCUGGUGAUUUUCCUGAACAACGUAAACUUCCUAAUGAUUAGCAUUUAAUAAUUGAAUAUAAAAUGCUUUAUUAAACAAGUGCACUUGAACGUUUAAUCUGUAUGGUGAGUAAAUUAAAAGGAGUCUAUAAAUUUUUUUAAAAAAUUAUGUCUGCAGAAUAUUUACUUUAUAUUAUUUGAUUACAAAGUAUUAUUUAUGGAUUUUUUUUUCUUCUUUUUUUUAUAAUGAAUGGUUCGGGUGCCUUUUGUUUACUCCUAAGUAGUUUCUUUGUGUAUUUUCUAAAUAUAAUAUCUCGGGGAAAAGGCUGGGCCAAAUAUUUGAAAGCACACGUUAGCUGAAGAGUGACGUGUAGUCCAGCUCUGCAGCUUCCUUAAACUUCAGGAAAAGAUUGGGCCAGUGACAAGAGUUUCAAGACAAUGUCAAAGUUGACAAUUAUUUUUCUGUAGUACACACAAAUUAAAUAAUCUAGAGUGAAUAAAUACUUGAAAAAUUAAUUAUGACAUUUUUACUCAUUAACUUUUCACUCUGGCAAGUCGCCUUGUAGAAUGCAUCUCAUUUCUUAACUUGCUUUCGUUUUGAACCGCCCUUGUAAUCGCCCGAAAUCUCUAGCUCUGUAUGCCGUGGCUGCUGCUGUGUUCCGUUUUUUUUUUUUCAGUAGAUGCCGUAUUUAUUUGUAUUGCCUUUGCUCUGUUCGCCUGCUAGUUUUAAACCAGCUUACUGUGUGCGAUGUCGGUUGGUACACCCUCUGCUGUUCUUCAAAAAAGCAAUAGCCUCACCUAUUUGAAACAAGCCCUGAGAGGAAACGCAGAAAAAUCUGAGUGUAAACAACUACUCCAGAAUGUCUCUAGCUCCUUAAUAAAGAAAUGAAUGUC
Cebus imitator (Panamanian white-faced capuchin) is the source of this 2472-nucleotide messenger RNA. RefSeq names its product homeobox D8 (gene HOXD8). Gene Ontology annotation, biological process: regulation of transcription by RNA polymerase II. Gene Ontology annotation, molecular function: RNA polymerase II transcription regulatory region sequence-specific DNA binding; DNA-binding transcription factor activity, RNA polymerase II-specific. Gene Ontology annotation, cellular component: nucleus. The transcript is spliced from 2 exons. Lineage: Eukaryota; Metazoa; Chordata; Mammalia; Primates; Cebidae. The coding region runs from base 463 to 1329 and encodes 288 amino acids. The record is from RefSeq and is a predicted model, not a curated record.